Striga hermonthica is the source of this 1059-nucleotide messenger RNA. Lineage: Eukaryota; Viridiplantae; Streptophyta; Magnoliopsida; Lamiales; Orobanchaceae. The record is from the annotation of a GenBank genome assembly.
AUGGCGACCGAGAACAAAUCCAAGGCAAGCAACUGCAACAAAAAUAACAAGAAAAGAAAGAAUUACCUGCCUCACAAUAAGCCAAUCAAAAAGGGAUCUUACCCCUUACGUCCUGGCGUUGAGGGGUUCUUUAUAACGUGUGAUGGUGGGAGAGAACGCCAAGCUUCGCAUGAAGCCAUCAAUGUUAUCGACUCUUUCUACGAAGAGCUUAUGGAGGGUAGCGAGCCGAAAGCUGGACAUGAGGGGCUAUCUGGAAAGCCCGUGAACAAAAUAACAAAGUUCUCGUACUCGGAUUCAUCCAGUAGUGAAAAAGAUGAGGAUGAAGUUACAGAGGGCGAUGAGGCUGAUAACAAAAAUAUUGUUACGUCAAGUGGCGAUGGAAAUGAAAAGACGGGGGCUGAAAUUAAGGAUGAUGUGUCCCUUGAGAAGCAAGCACAGGAAGAGAAAGAGAAACUAGCUGAUGUUCGUGAAAAAACAGAAAUAGAAGCUGUGGAACCACCUGUAAAGAGACAGUGUGUAGAAGAUAAAUCUGUUGAUAGGCUAAUUGAGGCUGAGCUAGCCGAAUUGGGAGAUAAGAGCAAGAGGCGUUUUAGUAAGCUCGACACAGGAUGUAAUGGUGUUGUCUUUAUUCAAAUGCACAAGAGAGAGAGAGAUCCAAGCCCAAAGGACAUUGUCCAACAUAUGAUGACUUCUCUGGCUUCAACCAAGAAACAUAUAUCCAGAUUUCUGUUGAGAGUGCUUCCGGUUGAAGUAUCAUGCUACACAUCGGAGGAGGAAAUCAAGCGGGCCAUAAAGCCUCUGAUUGAGAAGCAUUUUCCAGUAGAAACUGAGGCCCCGCGCAAGUUUGCAGUGUUGUAUGAUGCUCGUGCAAAUACUGGUGUCGAUCGGGCCAAAAUUAUUGACACUGUUGCCAAGACGGUUCCAUCUCUGCAUAAAGUUGAUCUGUCCAAUCCUGAUUUUUACAUAAUGGUCCAAGUUGUCAAGACUGUGUGCUUGAUUGGAGUAGUUGAGAAGUACAAAGAAUUGGCCAAGUACAACUUGAGGCAGCUGAGCUCGUGA